AUGGAUCAAAUAAUUCGUUUAAAUGUUGGUGGACAACGAAUUGAUACCUAUCUUAGAACUCUAUUGAUUGACAAAUCAUUUAUAUAUUAUGAUGUUUUCAAAAAUUUAUUAGAUAAGAAUUGUUCUCUUGAUUUACCAAUUGAUACUGAUGGAAAUUAUUUCAUUGAUGAAGAUCCAGAAGAGUUUGGUAAAAAAUUAAAAGAAUUAAGAGAGUCUGUUCAAAGAGAGAAUGGUAAUACAUUUAAAUCAAAAAAAUCUUUACCAAUUGGAGAGGAAAAGCCACUCACCAACAAAAAAUCAAAUGGAUUUCUUUUUUGGAAAUCAUAA
This is a messenger RNA of Strongyloides ratti, 327 nucleotides long. Its product is annotated as Potassium channel tetramerisation-type BTB domain and BTB/POZ fold domain-containing protein. The transcript is spliced from 2 exons. Bases 1 to 327 code for a protein of 108 amino acids. Lineage: Eukaryota; Metazoa; Nematoda; Chromadorea; Rhabditida; Strongyloididae. The record is from RefSeq and is a predicted model, not a curated record. Gene Ontology annotation, biological process: protein homooligomerization.